Messenger RNA from Closterium sp. Yama58-4, 966 nucleotides. Lineage: Eukaryota; Viridiplantae; Streptophyta; Zygnematophyceae; Desmidiales; Closteriaceae. The record is from the annotation of a GenBank genome assembly.
AUGGCCACCCCCAGUGUUCUCACCUUUGACGCUGAGGGUCGGGCUGUUGACUUUGAGGUCUGGCUCGAUGAUCUGCAGCUUUUCCUACAGUGCGAUAGGGCAGACGGUCUCUCCCUCUUUGACCUCACUUCUGGUGCCUCUCCUUCCCCUGCUGCUGAUGCUGACGCCACUGUUCGCUCACAGUGGGCCACGCGCGAUGCUGCUGCCCGCCUUGCUGUGCGCCGCCACUUGCCGACCGCUGAGCGUGCGCACUUUAGUCAGUACAAGAGUGCUAAGACCUUGUACGACGCUGUAGUUGCACGCUACUCUUCCCCUGCCACUGCUGCGCUUAGCCGCCUCAUACUGCCGUACCUCUUCCCUGACCUCGCCGCUUUUCCCACUGUCGCAAACCUCGUUACGCACCUUCGCACUAGUGACAUUCGCUACCGCGCUGCGGGUGCUCCCCCUCCCCCCUCUUGCCCUCUGUUGCCUCUGCUGCUGCGGUCGACCUUGUUGGUCUUGAGUCGGUCGCUGCGGCGUCUACCUCUAGCGGGAGACGCCGCCCAGGCAAGGGCAAGGGGGGCAAGGGCGUUGGGGGAGCUGGCGGAGGCGGUGGAGGCGGCAGUGGAGGAGGCGGAGGGAGUGGGGGUGGCGGUGGGAGUGGUGGUGGGAGUGGUGGUGGGAGUGGGGGCACUAGUGGAGGCAGUGGCGGCGGAGGAGGAGGCGGUGGUGGAGGUAGCGGCGGCGGAGGUGGAGCGGGUCGGGGCGGCUCUACGCAGAGGGUCGGCUCCGGUGGUGGUACGCGCCAGCAGCAGCAGCAGCAGCGUACUCGUGAGACCCCUUCCCCCCAGCAGCUUCGUGAGUGGUACACUGCUCGUCAGCGGGGCGGGGGUGCUGGCCCCUGUACCUACGUUCUCCGUACCGGCGACCGAGCGGGUGAGCAGUGUUGGGGAGCGCACUCCACCCAGCGCUGCUUCGGCCGUCUGA